Molecule: messenger RNA, 2200 nt
Organism: Opisthocomus hoazin
Lineage: Eukaryota; Metazoa; Chordata; Aves; Opisthocomiformes; Opisthocomidae
Source: RefSeq, a predicted model, not a curated record
GAACUGCAAAGCUCUUGUGCUUUGGAGAUGAGGAUGAUAAAUCCAAGGAAAUAAUCCAGCUGCUGCCAUUGUGACAACUGAAAGGUCCUUUGUGUCAAAAUGAACAGUCUUUGAGAAAAAUCUGGAAAGUGGUUAAAUCUGAAAAAUGGGAGAAAGAGUAAGGAGCCCAGACUCUGAACACGACAGGAAAUCAGAUGUGGAUAAAAAUAGUGACUCCUAUUAUUCAGAUGACGAUAAUGCAUCUCAUUCAUCUGGCCAGUCGCCAACACUAAGUUAUCCAUCUACAAGCCAAGAAAAAAGAGAUCACAAAACACAAACUUCAAACAGCCUUGUGCACUACCAAGCCACAAAGAAAUUGGGUUCCAAAUAUGCACCAAGCAAAAGAGGGACACAGUGGGGUUUCCAUUCUCAGAGCCUCACUAGGAAUUCUCCUGCAAAAGAUACAGAUCUUGUUACAAAAAGAGUUCUUUCUGCUAGGCUGCUGAAAAUCAAUGAGCUCCGAAAUGAACUGACUGAACUCCACAUCAAACUCAAUGAGCUGCAGAAGGAAAACAGGGCGCUGAAGAGGCUUCAGCACAGGCAGGAGAAAGCCUUGAAUAAGUUUGAAGAUACGGAAAACGAAAUCUCUCAGCUCCUUGCUCGGCACAGCAAUGAGAUUAGAAUAUUAAGGGAGCGCCUACGAAAAUCUCAAGAGAGAGAACGUGCAACUGAGAGACGGCUGAAGGAUUCAGAAGACGAACUGUACAGAACAAAAACUGUCUUGCAGAAACUGAAAAAGCUGUCUGCAGAUAAGCACCUUGCCGAAAGAGAUGACCUGGCAAAGAAACUCGCCUAUACAGAGAGCAGGCUAGAGGACAGUGAAAAAAGAAUUAAGGAUCUGGAAAAAAAUCUUGAACUAAGUGGUAGCAGUUUUCAACGAGAGCUACAUUCAAAGAAAAAAAAGGUAUAUGAGGCUCAAGAAGAAAACAGAGUUCUCCAAGAAGAGCUUCAUCAACUAAAUCAGAAAUUGAAGGAAAAAGAAAGAGAACUCGAAGCAAAAAACAUAUACGCUAAUCGUAUGUUGAAGCUAUCACCAAGAAGAGACACGGAUAUUACACAAAGAAAAAGAGUCAACAACCAAAAUAUUAAAAAAGGAGUACAGCUCACAAAAGGCAUACAGACUAGUGGAUACUUCUCACCAGUAGAAUUUGUUCCAGAACCAGAACUUGUCAGUGGUGACAGAGUAAACAAGAAAGAAGGGAUUCUUCCUAAAAUGGAAAAAGAAACUCAAGACAAAGAACGGAAAGAGCAAUCAGACCUCCUAAGACAGGACCAAGAUGGGGAAAUGGAGGACAAACUGAAACGUUUUCAGGAAAUACAGACUUUAGAGGAGAGGAUUCAAAAACUACAUGAUGAGUGGGAAAGGGAAGAAUAUGGCAAAAUGAAAAAAGAAAGCAGCUUUUUAUCGAAUAAAGAAGAGAAAACAAAGAUGGAGACGGAAAUCCACAAAGCUGAAGUAGAGAGAGAAAGCACUGAAUUGCUGGAAGACCGGCAAAAAAGAGAGCUCCUGCUUGCUAAAAUGCAAGAAAUUGAUAGAGAAACUCAAAAUGCAACAAACACGAAACCCGCUUCCCAAGCACCACCCACAAAUACAGCAAGAAAAUCUGAGUCCCUGGAGAAAAAGGAGAAACCUAAUCAGUUCUUUGAGAUUCCCGGGAAGGUUACUAAUGGGUUUCCUGCAGGUGGCAGCCAGGAUGAUGCCACAAAAGCAUCAGGGCAGAAGCAACGAAAUCCAAGGACCACAGAUUUGAGUAGCGAGUUAACAUUUGGUAGUUAUGUGCCCUCCUUUGGGAAAGGGUCAGGGAGACCGAGUUGGCUUACUCAAAAAAGUGACAACUUAGAAGAAAAUGUUAAGGAAAAUGCAGAUUUCAAUAGUAAGAAAGAAAAGAAGUCAAAUUUAAUGGAACAGCUCUUUGGAAGCAGUGCCAGUACCAUCCUCCUUUCUAAAAAUAAUAAUACAGCACCUUUUGACAUAGACUGGGACUCUAGUAAUACUCUUCUUGUUGAUAAGAACAGUAAAGUCAAAGUAAAAGAAGACAAUGAGCUUUUCAACAAAGGAAGAAACCCAGCCAGACACCAUUUGCAACACACUACAAACAAGCCAGGAGUUAAGACCCUGGGUUCCUUAGAAGAUGAAAUCGAAGAAGUAAUCUUACACUGA